Dendroctonus ponderosae (mountain pine beetle) is the source of this 1164-nucleotide messenger RNA. RefSeq names its product cytochrome c oxidase assembly protein COX18, mitochondrial. Gene Ontology annotation, biological process: mitochondrial respiratory chain complex IV assembly; protein insertion into mitochondrial inner membrane from matrix. Bases 129 to 1127 code for a protein of 332 amino acids. Gene Ontology annotation, cellular component: mitochondrial inner membrane. Lineage: Eukaryota; Metazoa; Arthropoda; Insecta; Coleoptera; Curculionidae. The transcript has 5 exons. Gene Ontology annotation, molecular function: membrane insertase activity. The record is from RefSeq and is a predicted model, not a curated record.
AUACUUGUCUUUAUCUAUGAACAUAACCUCCACCUUGUGUCAUGGAUGGACAAAAAUAGUCAACACCCGAUUAAAUCCAGUUCUUCCGGAAUGUCGUAACAUGCACCCCUUGGCUUUUGUUGAUCAACAUGCUGAAAAUAAAUCGCCUUAUUCCGGCCGCCAGGGAUUGCACAAAACUCCAGCCUCUAAUAUAUCCCGGGUUGAGUGGGGAUCGCCAGCGACGCCCCAUGUCAUGGCAGGCCUCCGUGCAGUCGAUCGCGGCCACGCAGGCAGGGAUUUUCAAGACAAUCUCCGAAAGUGCCCCAGUGGAGUGUUGCCAAAAGUAUCUGCUGUAUGUGCACGAGGUUUCUGGGCUGCCCUGGUGGGCCAGCUUAGUGAUAUCCACCGUAGCCGUCAGAUCAGUAGUUACGCUGCCGUUGGCUGUUUACCAGCAGACUAUUUUGGCCAAGCUGGAGAAUCUUAAGCAGGAGCUGCCGGCGAUUGCCGAGGAGCUGAGGCAUGAAACCAACGUGGCAGUGAAGCUGUUCAAGUGGGACGAGAGGACUGCCAAGGCGGCGUUUAAGGCUACAAUGAAGCAGCAGUGGAACCGGUUGGUAGUGAGGGACAAUUGCCAUCCAUUCAAAACCACCGUGCUGCUGUGGUUCCAAAUACCGCUUUGGGUUUCGCUCUCAGUGAGCUGGCGAAACUUAACGUAUAUGCUGCCCGUACCAGAUUUGGCCGCGCAAAUCACCUACUCCGAGCUGGCAGUGGGCGGGUUUGGCUUCAUCCCCAAUCUGACCGUGCCGGACGCUUCCUGGAUCUUCCCAGUUGCACUUGGGGUGGCGAAUCUGGCCAUCAUCGAAUUGCAGCUUCUUUCCAGAACGUCGGGGCCCAGAUCCCGCACUCAAACGGUCAUCACCAACGUGUUUAGAGUGUUAAGCGUGGUAAUGGUGCCUAUAGCGGCUUCAGUACCUUCGUGCCUGGCGCUCUACUGGACCACAUCCAGUGCCUAUGGACUAGUGCAGAAUCUAGUGCUGUUAUCCCCGAGGGCUAAGCGGCUGUUCAAGGUGCCUGAGACUUCGGUGGAAGUGAAGGAGCCCUACAAGUUAAUUGUGACCAAUUUGAAAACUAAGCUAAAACUCUCUUAGGACGUAAGGUAAUACAGAGUUUAUUCAAGAUGAAAAA